Lactuca saligna is the source of this 1439-nucleotide messenger RNA. The record is from the annotation of a GenBank genome assembly. Lineage: Eukaryota; Viridiplantae; Streptophyta; Magnoliopsida; Asterales; Asteraceae.
AUGCGUCGCAUUUAUGUUGAUAAAAUUUUGGAGGGUAAGCCAACCGAAUGUUACUGUCGAAGUCAAAAUGGAAUAAGUAACUGUGAAGAGAAAAACACUGGGAUUUCGGAUACUCUGUUUGGGAGGAAAAACGUUUUUAGGGAAAUGGGGUUCUCUCGAAUUACGCCUUCCAGAUCGGGUCAGAGACAGAGUUCCCAAAGUAAUGAUAUGGGUAAGACUAGGUGGUCUGAUUGUGGUUGUGCAUCCUGUGUUUCUUGGAUGAAAAAUGGAGAUGAUGCGAAGCUUCACGUUGUUGUUAAGAAUCCAUCAAAAGGUAAAGGAAACAAUGAUGAUUCCGGUGAAAACGUGAUAUUUCUACAUGGGUUUCUUUCGUCUUCUUUUCUUUGGACAGAAACGGUGUUUCCUGAGUUAAAUAGUAGCAAAUACAAACUGUUUGCUGUAGAUCUUUUGGGAUUUGGAAAUAGCCCAAAGCCAAGGGAAUGUCUCUACACUCUGAAUGAUCAUACGGAAAUGAUCGAAAAGUCAGUCAUCCAUGAAUUCAACUUGACUUCAUUCCAUUUGGUUGCACACUCCAUGGGCUGCAUAAUUGCUUUAGCAUUAGCAGCAAAGCAUCCAAACAAUCUCAAAUCCAUCACUCUAAUUGCUCCACCUUGCUUUUUGUCGAGUGGAGAAGAGGAUGCUACUCAAAUAGCAUUAAAAAAACUGGCGUACAAACGUUUAUGGCCACCAUUAUCGUUUGGCGCAUCAUUCAUGACAUGGUACGAGCAUUUAGGCAGAUGUGUGUGUUAUUUCGUGUGUAGGCACCACACGACAUGGGAAAAGAUUUUGAAGCUUAUCACUCGCCAAAGGAAGUUGAAUUUUUUAGUGAUAGACUUGACGAGGCACACGCACCAUUCGGCUUGGCACACGAUGCAUAAUGUGAUAUGUGGUGGAGCCAAGAUGAUGGACCCGUGCCUUGAAACCUUGAGAGCGGCUCGAGCCAGGGUGAGCGUGGUUCAGGGGUCAAGAGACCUGGUGGUGCCGGUGGAAUGCAGCAAUAAUGUUAAAGUUAAGGUUCCUGAUGCAGAGGUCAAGAUCAUAAAUGGUGUUGGUCAUACAGCUGUCAUUAUUGGAAGAGAAAAAGAGUUUGCUAAAGAUUUGGAAAUUAUUUGGGAUUCUGUCACUAAUGCAAAGGGUUAGCAUGUUGGAAUAUAGAUUAGUGAAUGAAUGGUGUGUAUCAAUCAUCAAUAAAUUUAUGACGUUAUUGUUUUAUUUUAUCUUAUCUUCCAUUAUUUUAUAGAUUUAGUUCCAUACCAAAAACGCACCAAGUUAUUGGCUCAUAAAAACGACAAAAAAUGUGAAGCUGGACAAAGGUAGGGACGAAUGAUAAGACAAUAAUAGUUUGAAAGUAGGGACAUGAAAGAUAAGAUAUUUACAAUGAUAAUUGAUUAGUAAAUCAC